AUGACAUUCGCCGCGUUUUGCGGCGCGUUUCUGAUUGGCUUCGGACCGGCCAUUGCCGUGAUCGCCGUUACCGUGUCGCGACAGGCGUUCCUCUCCCUCGUUACUCUCACAAGCACCUUCUAUUGGCUCAUCACACUCCUCGCCAUUGCCUUCCUCUGUCACCCCUUCAUCGCCCUCACAGCUCUCUCCGACUUCUUCCUCCUCCUCCUCAUCCUCUCAGCCGUCGCUGGCCAAGAGCUAUCUAGACAGCUGCUCUGCCAGAUUCUCUUUCGCCUGGAGCGCGGUCUAAACGCCAUAGCCACUGCAAGACGCCUGCCCGCACUUUCCCCUCUCAACACCUUUCACCUCUCCCUCGCUACCGGUCUAGGCCAUGGCAUCGCCCACUCCCUCUUCCUCUUCCUCAGCGUCUCCUCACCCGCCAUCGGCCCAGCCACCUUCUACUCCUGGCGCUGCCCCCAGCUGCCCCUUGUUCUCCUAGCAGCCAUUGCCUCGGCAGCCUUUCUCAUAAUACAUUCCCUGGGAAUGGUGCUGGCUUAUGAAGCACACAGGGCGCAGCUUAUAAAGGGGACAGAAGGCGUGCAGUCUAGCAGAGCAGCAGAGGCAGUGCAAGAGAGGCAGCCUUUAAGGGGUACAGAAGCAGCAGCAGGGGCCACAGACGCAGCAGAUGAAGGGCAGUUCGGGCGGUUUGGGCAGUCUGGGCAGGUCGGGCAGGUCGGGCAGGUCGGGCAGGUUGGGCAGGUGUCAGAAUGGCGCUUCUCUCUUCCCUCCACCCCUCAAGAAAUGAAGGCUCCUGUGCUUCAUGCAACAGCAGCGGUGUUGAUGCUCAUUGGUCUUGUGCCGGGCGGCUGUGUGACGGCCCUAGUGCUGUCUUGGCUCGUGGCUGUAGCCUCGUUGGUUAUUGUGGCGCUGCUGGUUUACAGAAAAGGCACCAGUAGAGGGACUUACCUUACCUAA
Molecule: messenger RNA, 954 nt
Organism: Closterium sp. Yama58-4
Lineage: Eukaryota; Viridiplantae; Streptophyta; Zygnematophyceae; Desmidiales; Closteriaceae
Source: the annotation of a GenBank genome assembly